CGACACGACCAGCUCCUUCCUCUCAUCCUUCAUCCCACCAUGUUCGCACACCGUGCUCUUGGUCUUGGUCCCGCUCUCAGGCAGGCGGCGCUCAGGUCUAGGAAUGUGGCCAGAAAACCCACUCUGUGCAACAUUGUCGCGAAGCGCUCGGUCCAGACGGAAUCGCUCCCUCCUUCUGCCGCUCAAGAGAUCCUAAACAAGCAGCGUCUUCGCCGCCCCUCUUCUCCUCACUUUACCAUCUACCAGCCCCAGCUUACCUGGCUUGGCUCCAUUGCCAACCGUGUCACCGGUGCUGGCCUUAGCGUUCUGCUCUACGGUUAUGCGCUCGCCUAUCUCGUCGCGCCCGACACCUUCAGCUCUGUCAACGUCGUCGAUUUCAUUCAUGGCCUCCCGGAAGGCGUAAAGUAUGCAGGCAAAGCCAUCCUCGCCGCCCCAUUCGCGUUCCACUCCUGGAAUGGCCUCCGUCACUUGAGCUGGGAUGCCGGCAAGUUCCUGACGCUCAAGGGCGCUUACUCUUCCGGUUACGCCGUCCUUGGCCUGACCGCUGUCUCCACCGUCGGUCUCCUGUUGUUGUGAAUACUGCAUGGUAGAAUGAAUAUCUUCUGGUAUUGCGGCUGUAUCCGGAUGGCCGAUGUUUGCGUCGUGUUGUCAAAGCCCUAUAACAUGCAGAGCAUCGUCAUCGUCUGACUCAUUUACGUGACGUCACUGGUCGUGCAUCAUAUGUGCGCGACUGGGACUUUCUUGCAACGCGCUUGUGAGUCUCCUGUAUACAGCACAAUCCCUUGUCUUUCGUUUAUUGAAUCGUAGCAACAGUUUGUCCGUAGACGCGUAGCUAAGUUCAAUGACAUCGUGUUCAGAAGCC
Messenger RNA from Dichomitus squalens LYAD-421 SS1, 862 nucleotides. RefSeq names its product succinate dehydrogenase cytochrome b560 subunit. Gene Ontology annotation, cellular component: membrane. The transcript has 5 exons. The record is from RefSeq and is a predicted model, not a curated record. Lineage: Eukaryota; Fungi; Basidiomycota; Agaricomycetes; Polyporales; Polyporaceae. The coding region runs from base 40 to 576 and encodes 178 amino acids. Gene Ontology annotation, biological process: mitochondrial electron transport, succinate to ubiquinone; tricarboxylic acid cycle. Gene Ontology annotation, molecular function: succinate dehydrogenase activity; electron transfer activity.